This is a messenger RNA of Grus americana (Whooping crane), 2055 nucleotides long. RefSeq names its product methyltransferase like 27 (gene METTL27). Gene Ontology annotation, molecular function: S-adenosylmethionine-dependent methyltransferase activity. The record is from RefSeq and is a predicted model, not a curated record. The transcript is spliced from 4 exons. The coding region runs from base 15 to 794 and encodes 259 amino acids. Lineage: Eukaryota; Metazoa; Chordata; Aves; Gruiformes; Gruidae.
CGGGGUCGGAGGGGAUGCGGCUGCGGGCGGGGGUGCGGGAGCGGGUGGCGGCGGUGCACGGCGGUGCGGCGCUGCCCGAGCGCCUGCGGCUGUACGACGGCUGGGCUGCCCGCUACGAGCAGGUACCGGGCCGGGGGGGCCGGGGCCGUUCCGCUCCGCUCCGCUCCCCGGCGCCGCUGACCGCCGUGUCCCCGCAGGAUGUGGCGGCGCUGGAGUACCGGGCACCGCACCUGGCCGCCGCUUCGCUCGCCUUCGCCUUCCCCGGGCCGCCCGCCGGGGCGAGGCUGCUCGACGUGGCCUGUGGCACCGGGCUCGUAGCGCGGGAGCUUCACCGCCGCGGCUUCCGCCUGCUGCACGGCGUGGAUGGCAGCGCCGGGAUGCUGGAGCGGGCGCGGAGCACCGGCCUCUACCGGCAGCUGCAGCGGUGCGUCCUGGGCCGGGAGCCCCUGCCCGCGCCCGCAGAGCACUACGACGCCGUGACGGUGGUGGGGGCGCUGGGUGAGGGGCAGGUGCCGAUCGCUGCCGUGCCCGAGCUGCUCCGUGUCACCCGGCCAGGAGGUUUCCUCUGCCUGACGACAAGGAGCAACCCCUCCAACCUGCGGUACAAGGCGGAGCUGGAGGCAGCGCUGGAGAGGCUGGAGAGGCAGGGAGCCUGGCAGAAGGUCCUGGCCCAGGAGGUGGAGCGCUGGGAGAGGGCCACCUCCGAGGAGGAGAGCACCCAGGGCACCGGCUACAUCUCCGGGGUGGUCUACAUCUAUCAGAAAUGCCCCGUGCCCCCCCUGGAGCAGGGCUGAGAGAUGAUGUGGCACUGGGGGGGGGGAAGGGUUGAGCACUUGGCCCCUGGUAAAGCCCAGCCCAGCGACCCCCUCCCAGAGCAGGGCAGCUGCUGGGGGGUGACAAGGUUUGUGGGGAGCAAUCAGAGCCAAAACAUCCCCAGUCCCUUCCCUGGCUCCUUCCCCCCCCCCCAAGAUCUGGGCCCUGGGGACAUUGUCUGCUCAUCAGUGUGGGGAGGGUCUCCCAGUUUCACCAGGGUCUCCUGGGCACUACCAUUAGCUGUGACAUUCUGGGACCAUGCCCAACACUUCGGUCCUCGCCUUGGCAUCUCACAGACCCACCUGGCUCUUCACAGCCAUCUCCUGUCCGGGAUGUCUUCUCCCCACCAUACCCACCUCCCAGCCCUCAGUCAAAAUCUGGAUCCUGCAUCUUCCUCAUCCCAUGGUCUUUACCUGCUUCCAUUGGAGGUGGGUCCCCAUUGCCAUGUCCUGUGUUUCCCUCGUCGUCCUCCCCAGGAGCCCUCCCACAUGGCCAUGGUCAAAAUCUAGAUCCAGCUUCAUCUUCCCCACCCCAGAGCCUCAUGGUCUUUACCUGGGGACCACUGGAGGUGGGUCCCCAUCACCAUGUCCCGCAGUCUGCCAUCCUCAUCCUCCCCAGGAGCUAACCCAGUGCACCCUGAGGUGCAGGACACCUCCAUGUCCCAACCGGGAGCAGCUGUGCCCAGGUGACACCCAGAGAGAAGCUUUCUGAGCACUACAUCGGCCUUUCAUCCCACAACAGCUGCCUAAGUCUCUCAUUGUCCUACAGCUUUGCAGUUAAUGGUCUGGCUGGGAAAUGAGGCUGGAAGAGUCUUGAGGAGCCGCCUGGCAUUGCCUGCCCAGCCUGUUCCCCAAGCCCCUCGCCGUGCUGCCUCCACUUUUCCUCCUCCGCUGCUCCCUUGGGAAAUUUUUUACCCAAAUCUCUUGCUGGACUAUUUCCCUUUUCUCUCCCCACAGACCUGUUCCCACUUGUCCCGUUCCCACUGCCCUGGGGAGCAGGUUACUUCCUUCCCCUCGGGAGCCCUUCCCAGCUGGCUAUCCCACUUCGCCCACACUCGCCCUCCCUGUGGCUCUUGUCACUCUUCCGCGUUGCCCCCCAGGUCUUGGGGUCCCUGUUCCCAUCGUGGGGAGCUGCCCUGCUCCCCUCUCACCUGUUUGUCCCCAGCACUGUCCCCUGGGCAGUUGGGGGUCGUGGCUGUCCCUGUCCCUGCACUUGGCUGUUGAAUAAACCCCGCUGCCUGCA